Molecule: messenger RNA, 1900 nt
Organism: Xenia sp. Carnegie-2017
Lineage: Eukaryota; Metazoa; Cnidaria; Anthozoa; Malacalcyonacea; Xeniidae
Product: cell adhesion molecule 3-like
Exons: 6
Coding region: 259-1524 (421 amino acids)
Source: RefSeq, a predicted model, not a curated record
AAAAACACUCCAUAAUGCAAACUGCUUAGCAAUAGCAAUUGAACAUUCGAAGGUGAACAUGUUUCUUACUUACUUACCUGAGCUGUUGAAUGUUCAGUUUGUUGGUUUACUUGCUAAAAGCCUGAUCGAGCUAUUCAGAAGAUCGCACUUUAGCUGUCGUCUCAAUAUCUACAAAAUUAAAUAUUAAAUAAGGGCAUUGUCGACGUAUAAUAUACAAAAAACAAGAAAGAAGAAACAAGCCAAAAUAUCUGGACAGUCAUGUCUUGCUCCAGCUGUUUCUUCCUGAAAUAUUUUGCUGUUUUUUGGUUGGCUUUCAGUGAUGCUCAACUUCAACUUCCUUCAGAGGGUUCGGUAAUUGUUCUUAACUCUGGUGAAACUAAAUCAAUAACAUGGAGGUAUAAUGGUGUGGUGCCUGUGUUUGCUUUUAAACGUUGGUCUUUCAUUGGUGUUGAUGGCACAAAACGUCUGGCAAGAAAAGAUUCUGGUGGAUUAGAAAAAUUUCAAGAGCUCAACAUAGACUCUACAAUAGCAGAACCCUUCACUUUGGAAUUGAGGAAUGUAAAUGAAAUAUACAGUGUAACAUACUCCUUACUUGGUCUUAAUUUUCUGGUGCCUGAGGUUAAGACUUGGUAUUUCAAUGCUGUUGAUGGCACAAAACGUCUGGCAAGAAAAGAUUCUGGUGGAUUAGAAAAAUUUCAAGAGCUCAACAUAGACUCUACAAUAACAGAACCCUUCACUUUGGAAUUGAGGAAUGUAAAUGAAAUAUACAGUGGAACAUACUCCUUACUUGUGGUUUCAAGUACAUCAGUUGCUAAAACAUCAAAAGUUGAUGUCUUAAUUGCUGUUCCACCAACAAUUGAUGUCAACUGUUCCGAUACAACAACUCUUAAUGCAAGGGCAUCUUUUUCUUGCCAAUGUAAUGCAAAAAAUGGUAAUCCACCCGUUAAAGAAGUCAAAUGGUAUAAAGGUACUCAAGUCCUUUCCUCAGGGACAGAAAUGGCAGAAUUAAAAAUUGAGCAAGCAGAUCGCUUUGACAAUGGCCAGUAUAGAUGUGAAGCAAUGGGCCACGAGAAAGCAAAAGCAGAAAAAGCAAUUGAAUUGAUUGUCAACUAUAAACCGGUCAAUAUUCAGUUGACUCUCCAGAGAGAUGGUGAUAAAGCAACAUUGACCUGCUCUGCUGAAGGCAAUCCACCACCAAGAUAUGAAAUAUUUGUUAAUGGUUCAAUAAGUGUUAUCAAUGGAUCAACACUUGUCAUAAAUGAAGUCUCCACAAAAAAUGUUGGUUAUUACACUUGUCAAGCAACCAAUAUUUUAGGUAGCCAAUUGUCACAAGAAGAGAACCUAGCUCUAAAAGACCCAAAGGCCACAAAAAGUAGUGAGGGUGGUCUUGUUGGUGGUGCUAUAGCUGGUAUUGUUAUUCUUUUGGCUGCCAAAAACAUUCAGUUUGAACUACAUACUAAAUUUUUACUGUCCCGUAAUCAUAAGUCAUUCAAACUGACAUUACAUUUGAAGAAGAUUAACUGAGGUAGAUCACUGGAUAAGUUUUCCUUUCCAGUCAUCUAAGUGAUUAUCCACUCAAGGAUAAUGUAUGGACAAUGCCAUUAACGUGGCGAAACAAUUUUUCGUUGGUUACAAAAAAUCUAAAAAUGUACAUGUUUGUGUAUUAAUGGCGUUUAUGUCUUCCAUUUAUAAUGUAUUGCCAAUUGUAACAAUACAUACAGCACGCAACAUUAACUGUGAUAUUGCUCUCUUACGUCAUAACACUUGAAUGUAAAUAAUGUUUUGAAGAAUAGAAUGCACAGAUGCCAGACAUUCUUUUCUAAUUCACGAACAAUAUGAAUAAAAUAGCUGCUUGUAGAAAUAUUAGUAUUUUUGCAGCCAGCCUAACUUUACAGAUAAA